CAACAAACAAGCUACACACUCGGAGAAUGAAACGUUCGGUCUCAAUUCCACCCUCUCUCAACCCAGGCCUGUAUUUCUGGUUUCAAGUUCUUCAUGCUCCGUACCGUGCAGCCUAUGCUCGCUUUCCUGCUUUCUUUGUCCCCAGCGAAAAGAUUGCAUUUGCAACAGCCAUACAAAUCCUCAGUACUCGCUGCUGCCGCUUAGGCAUGAGUCGAAUCAGAACCUCCAUCCCAGCGAGUUUACAGGGUCCGGUGGCAUGCUAAGAUCCCGGCUUGACCGAAAUGCACUGAUGGCCCCAACGCAGUCUCCUGACGCUACUCAUCGUUCUACACUUUACCCAGGGAGCUCUGCUAUCUCUUUAAUAUCUCCAGGUGCUGGAGUAUCACUUUCUACCUACGUUAUUCCCUCAAGAACCCGGAUCCCGCGGCCGUGUCCAACUCCACCAGCCAAGUCUCUCUGGAAGAAUCUGGCUGCGGCCAUCUGGACAUUAUUGGAUGGGCUGGGGUAGGGGUGACGAGAUGGACAGGGAAUUUCUCGGGGUUAGUGAUCGACCCAAAAGAGAUUGAUCGCUUUACCUGCUUUGGGUCUCGUGCUGUCCCUGCUUGGACCCUUACUAACAUCACUGGUCCAUUUCAACACGUUGGUUAUCAAUACUCGGCCAAUAUGGAGGGUUACAUAUGCCUCUUUUCAUCAGUGGCACCAACGACAUUCCAGCACGCGGCUGGAGCUAUUCCCUAUGGUUAAAUUCCUGCUUCUAGCCGGUGGAGCAAAGGGUAGUGCCAUCUCCCGUCUUGUCAAGGAGCUUGAUAAAGGUAAGACUCCUGUUGGAUCACUCUAUCCACAACUCGCGCAAUGGCAUAAUCCCUCCCCACUACAACUCAUGAACUGAUAAGGAUCGUACAUACCCUUUGGAUCUGGAUCUAGUCAAUCGUCUGAGAACUCUCCCAUAUUAUUUACUACACAGUAUGAUCUCCUGCUAGCCCUGAACCUCAUUGCACUGGAUAGUAUCAGUCCAAAAUGUCUACGCAAAGCAAAGGCAGCCGACCGUCCCUCGCACGAGUACAAUCGUGCUCUGGUUCGUCUGCCGACUCCACGAAUUUCAGCUCUGAGAUGCACUUGAAGAUCACGAAACAAAUGCGAACACAACAAGACCGUUGGACUGCAUGGCAGACCAAACAGAUGCAGGCUUACCAAGAAGCUACACAAAAAGAGUCUCUACGCCGUCGCAUCACUUCUAAAAGACCACAUAUCCACCUUGACAGGAUAUCAUCUACAUUGCGUCGAAUCCGCGCAUGAGAUAUUUACGAGCUCGACGAUUUUGAGCGUUCAUUUUAUCAUCCAGGAGCUGCAAGCAUAGUUGCUGAUUGAGGGCUGGCACAAAAUGUUUCAUGUGACCACGAAUUCACGAUCUAUUAUGACACCUUGUCCGCGAUGCCCAACCAUCACAACACGCUACCUCCCAGGAGUGAAGUCCGAACUAUGACCGGUUGUGACAGCAUAUGUGUGGGAAGGAAUGAGUAUCUUUGACGCCCAGAUGUGCGAUCACGUGGCACCCCUACUUACCACUGGAAGCUCUUCAUGGUAACAUGGCAAGAGGCAUGUCCUCUGCUUGACUAUUGAGAUUGGUCUCAGCACGUGAUUGUCGGAAUACCCUCACGAGCUAUGAUUUGCCGUGAGAGUGAUCGAUGAGUUACUCGCCAUAUUCGGCGUUGGCCUCAUGGAGAAAAGCAUAUCAACACACCUAGCCACUUUUUUCGUCGGCUGAGAUACGGUCCUCGUUUCUCACCAGUCUGGACCAUUACUCUGACUGGCAUUCAUUGGAUGGAUUGUCUUCCUGCUGGACAUUUCCUAUUCACGCCGAAUCCUCUUCACAAUGGCUCGUCUGCAUUUCUCAUCCUCGGCUUCUUAUUCGACAUGGGCCCGAGCUAAAAGGCAGUCUAGUGAAGGGCAUUUCCUGAGUUGAGGAUGGUUGACGACCUGCAACUUAUGCCUCUCACUGUCGCGGCAUCCGGGCUUCGUGCGGUGCUGUACCGAUGGACUGGCUACCUGAAAAAAGCCGCUUAAGGGAGCAAGGGUUAUAUCAUGAACCGCACGCUGCCGGCGUGCUGCCGGAAACCCUUCAUCGUGCCUGUCUUUGGUGCAUUCUCAUUGCAGUCAUGACUUGCACGAGUUUCGAAUUAUGUGACAUGUCGAACGGGCGGUACAAAUAACAUGGAAAAGCCGGUUGUGUCAUGAGUGUCAUUGCUUUGUCGGGUAGCCCUCAUAGUCCUCAAGUCAUUAGGUACUUAUUUUAGUCACCUGAAAGAAUUACAACUUCUGCCUGACAAUUUCCUUGCCGGCUUUGCGCAAGGCAUUCUCGCCGUCAACCAGUACGCACCACCCCUCUCCUCCCACGGUGCCAUUUUCGAAUCCCCCGACGGCCGACUCGAAGUUCUUCUUGGCGAACUCGAGGUCCUGGUCUUCAAAGCUACCAGGCUGCAACCAAACAGCCUUGACGCCGGCGGACUUGGCUUCCUGCAACAAUUUCCUGGUGAUUGCAGGCGGCGUGAGGAAGGACAAUGCGGUCUGAGCCGGGUGAGGUAGUGCGGAAAUCGACGGGACCGUCUCGUAUGUCCUGGAAGGAAGCGAUAUUGACGGUCGACCAGGGUUAAUGGGCGUCACAUGGAGCGAGUGAACGUGAUACCAUGCCAGAACUAGUAGAGCGAAAAAGAAAGAGGUCAAUCUAAUCUUGACCGUGGAUCAAGGGACAGGACUCGAAUCACAUGCCAGAGGUGGCAACCUACUCUUGUAACCAAACUUGCUUCUGUCUUGACUGGCGCCCACGACGGCGAAAUAUGGCGAUGAGAAAAAGCGCUUGGCCGCGGCCUCCAUGGUUGAUAAGAUCGUGCACAAGUCGGUGCACGCUUGUUUCUGUGCCAAACUUGAAUUCAAGGGGAAUUGGGACGGAAUAGGAUAUGCCUGCUUCUCAUGCUAUUGCAAGGUCGAGGCCAAACGUGAAAUAUAACAGACCUCACCCUGACCGAGGUGAACAGCCACUGUGGCACAGCAAGCACGUCAGCACCGGCUCUACUUACGCCGGCGCGGGUUCAGUCUCAUCUUUGCCGCCGGUCAUACAAUAAUAACCACGUGAUGAGGCUUUCAUUUGGCGUCGGGUCCUGCCAGUGAUGGGUUUGGCUACCUUUUUAUUGGUUUACUCCGAGUCUACAACUUGAAUACGAUGUUGUACUUUUAUCACCGGCACGGCACGUGCGGGAUAACAGUAGCUGCCAGGUAGGUAGCAUUGUACAUUACACUGCCAGUGUACUGCAGCGUACCUGUAGACUGGUACCUCGCCCAGCAUUCAAGCAGGUUCAAAAUACGCGGUGAGUACUAGUAAUGCGAAUUGGAGAAUCCCAGGCACCUGAAUCAUCCAAUCUCUCGCACGCACAUUGCGCCUUCUGGGAUCUCAAAGAGUCUGCCUGAUCGAGCGUUGUUAUUUUCAUUCAGACCCCCGGCUUCGUGUUGGACGGUUUUAUCAAGCUCAUUGCCUCGGCCUUCCUAAAGAUACUAAUAAGGCCAGUCUGGUUGGACCCCCGUUCAGGGAGCUUCUUCACUUGCAUACCACUGAGCUGUGUUGGUUUCAAGGCGUCGCGGGGCCCGGCCUGUCUCUAUUUCCCACAGGCAAGAGGGAAACCCCUCGUUCCCCUUCCAGGUCGCCCCGACCUGCUAUUACUCCUUCGGUUGAAUCCAGGAGCGUUUAUUCAACAACAACAACAGCAACAACAACAAACCAAUAGCACCGGCAUGCAGGCUUCGUAUCUCCUUCGGAAAACCAAUAACGCACGGAGGAAGCCCUUCCGAUAUGGUUGACAUCACACUGUGGCUGGUGUAGAUGUGGAAGAACUACUGUGCAAUAAUGUGAAAGGUACAUCAACAUUGUGGCUGUGGCGACCCGGAGCCGACCUCGAACGGCGCAUUCCGCCAGAACACAGCCAACCGCAUCCUUUGCCUUGCGCUGCAAACCGGGGUGCCUCUACGGUUGUCUUCUUACUACCCAAGAUGGAGUUUUGUCAAUCCACAUUGAACACCACGGCCGCAGUUUUUUUGCCAACUGCUUGCGCCUACUGUCUGACAAGGGCAUCAAGUAUACCGAAUGCCCCUCCAAGCCUCCUUGACAGAUGACCUGACCAGCGGUCCUUUGUCGGCGCUUGAAACGGCGGGCUGACCGCAGCAUAUCCGAAAGUCGUUGCAAGAUACGCUCUGUUGAACAGCUGUGCACCUUUCUCAAGAGGUGGUCAAAAUGAAGGCCUCCACCAUGAGUUUCAGCGAUGGUGGCGCCGACCUUGGAUCACAAAUUUCCUAUGACCGUGACUGUAUAUUUAUUGCGACGCUCCCCCACCGUCAUUGCAGCCGGAGGAUUCUUUGGCAACUCUAUGAGCAUAAUGGCGGCUGAGUCCCCACCGUCAAAUCACCCUCGAGGCAUGAACGGAUUGGUUCACCGUACUAUCUUCCGAAGGACUCGGAGUCCCCCUAUUCCUGGUUCUACUACUGUUUGUUGCUGUUGCCCUCCUUUUCUUCAAAAUUUCCAUGAUAGAGGCAACAGUCUGGCGGACUCCUUGUGCAGAAAUCUCCGUGAAGCAGGUAUUGAAUCUUUCAUUGAACACCGGAAACACCAGGUGACCUUGAAGAAACUCCUGGAAAAGGAGCAGAAGAGACAGUUGAAGGCACAUGGGAAAGACGAACAUUUGCCGCGGGCAUUUUUUGAUGCAACAGGGGCAGAAAAGAAGGAUGCUGUCAGCGGAGGCGACACGCUACCAUCGUACAAGAUCAGCACCAGAAGCAUUGCUUCUCAAAUCGUGAAGGACCUCAGCUUCAAGCGGCCUCUUCGGAUUUGGAAAGUCAGUCAUUGUGUGGAGCAGUCUGCUUCGCCGGCGGAUCCCCCAGCCUCGUACCCUGGUGACCUCAAAUGGCCCAUUCGAGCCUUCCUAGAUCGAAGCCCACCUACGCUGUGUGUGGAUGCUGCUGAGCUUCCCGCCGAGCUUUCUCAAAAUACGCCGUUCCAGAAUGCUACACGAACCCAAGACAACGAGCCUGAGGCUGCACUGGACGACACGUGUCAAACCGUCAAGAAAGUCAGAUUGCUUGGGUUCAAAGCGAAAUCUGAUGUCUCCCCUCCUUCGCGUUCUAUGAGGUGUGCCAAAUGCCAAAUACUUAUACGACCUGACCAGUUUUAUUACCACUGUCCGGGCUGUGAGCACCCCGAUGGCGUCCUCUGCUCGUUAUGUGGUCAAGCUGGUUGUGGCUGUUCGCAUACGACCACGGCGGAGGUCCGGAGUGAGGCUCGGAUUGAACUGCCAGAUUGGAAAGGCCUGGCUGCGCGAACUGGAGAGCGAAGCCAUUGCAAAGCUCAAGAUGGUUCUGUGACAGCCGGGGAGGUGAACUUGGCAGAAACAUUUCAAGAGGACAUUUCAUGUCAAGCAGAAGCCCUUGUGGAAGACCAAGUGGCUUUCCACAACACUACCGGCCAAAGGCAGUCCAGAGAGCGAUUUUCUGGCAUUGAAGGCAAUAUGAAUGCUGACGGUGACCAUGUCGGAGAGACUGAGCUUCGGCAGUAUGACCGCGUCAUAACUUCACGCGAAACGGAGCUCACAUUACCAGAUGAAGAGACCGCAGUAAGAGAGCGACAAUCUUUACUCAAAGAGCAGCAACAGUUGUUCGUCCUUCUACCGCAGUCCGCCAUGGCGAAGCGGACAGAAGAGGCGUCCGCUGGCAUCGGUGCACAGUUUCGAGAUAUCGGUACGGAUGAUCACGCCAAAAGCUAUGGCACGAAGCGUAAAGCGGGUGGCGACGGGUCGUCCAUAUCCCCUUCCAACCCCACAAUGUUGAUCAGGCCUAGUCUCUUAAAGCGCUCUCCCAAUAGACGUCGAGAUUCCAAUGAUGAAGAGGAGGAAGACACUGCUGGUACACCCAAGAAAGUCAAGCCGACAUUGGAUUCUCUCCGUACACCGAAGAGGCUGUUCGCUUGCCCGUACUCAAAAUUCGACAGAUCAAGAUACUCCGAACACAACCGCCAUGAGAAGAACUACCGGGGCUGCUCGAGUGGGUACUGGCCUGAUAUCUCUCGCUUGAAGCAACAUCUAUACCGUGUUCAUUGGCGGGGUAUCCAUUGCGUUCGCUGUUACGCCAAGUUCGAAAACAAUGAUCUGCUACAGGCACAUAUGCGUUCGGAGCCCUGUGGCCUUGCAGAUUGUCCAUAUCCUGAAAAGUUCGAUGACGCCCAAUAUAAUGAAAUCAAAAGAAAGCGACCAGGUAUGACACCAGAAGAGGUCUGGCACACUAUCUACAGAGUCCUCUUUCCCGGCCACGCCAAGCCAGACAGUCCAUACGCUGACGAUGUUGCCACCACCACGUCGCUCUCGACCCCCAGUCCGCAUGCGCUAGAGUGUCAAAGGAUAACAGAUGCCCUCGGAGACGUUUUCGAAUCCCGUCUAGAUCGGAAUCUUGCGUCUCCGAGCCACGCCUGGCUGCGGAACCCGCAAGCUCGGGAGUUUAUUCAUCAACAAUUGCGGGCGUCUGUCGCAGAGGUAUUCGAGAGGUUGACUCCUGCCUCCGGCUCUGCUAUUACAGAUUCCUCUGUUGAAGUCUCCCCACAUUCAUCAGUGGCCGCGAAUUCGGCGCGCACGGCCUCAUAUUCGCUAACUCCGGUCUCGUCGGUAUCUGCUUCACCGUUGUAUGAACAUUCACGGCGGGGAGCGCGAUCGAAUCCACAAUUGCCGUACUUUAACCAUUGCCAGAGUUUCAGCCGAGCACUUUCCCUCAGAACGUACUUACAUGGCACCGCAGUCCAGCAAGCUCCCACAACAGAGCCGAUGCAACUAUCUGCUAACCAAAUCUAUUCUGACGUGGGCUCUGGUUCGACUGAAGUAGCAUUUUUCCCACCUUCGGAUGUUGACCACGAAAAUGAUCCAUACGAUAAUGAAUGUAGCAGCUUGCGCCACGGCGAUGAGCUCGGCCUUGCAAUGCCUACAAGUUUCCAAACAGGAUUUAAUACCAACCUCCCCUCAAGGUUCGUUGAAGUUGGUCCAUGGCGGGGGCCCACGAUGCAACCUCCAGUGCUCGGCCAGGGAUAUAUACCUGCAUACCAUCCCAGGGUACCCGAACCGCGGGAUGCGGCGGGCUCAACCAGCACCUCGCAACUGAAGACGAAUCACCCGAUACCUCCACCGAUCAACUCUGGAUAUGGCAGUGUCGGACAGUCUUCAGUCCGCUCAGCUCCCUAUCCUAGCCCUGCGGCAUCCAAGACCACAGACACCAGACCAGGAAGGGCGGACAUGAAAGGAACAGAAAGGCCUGGGGGUGGAAAACCCGGUCCCGUUCCAGAAGCAGACUUCAAUUUCGAUGAUUGGCUUGCGCCAUUUCCAUAGGUCUCUGGUGCAAUAGUCAUGGAUGACUUCGAAAUAUGUCUGGCCCGACUCUCUCGAUUUACUUGGAUUCGAGGCAUUUGGCGUUUCAGGGACUUGAUAAUGUACAAUAUGAGCGAUAGGACUUAAUGUCCAACAUGAGUGGAUAUUACAGCCAAUCCAGCCUCCUGAGGACUUGUUUGACCAACAGUGGUGAACUUCGCUGGAAAGUAUGAAGUCAACGCCUGUGUGAGAAGGAUGAAAGUAUUUACAUCAUACUCAGAGGUCGCCAGUGUCAGAAGAGAGAAGCGAGCACGCAAUCGACUUGGAUAUAUUGUGGUAUCGAUAUAUAGUGGUAUCAAAUGCAGUGCCUUUUUGUUUCAAUAGUGAGAGACAGUUGGUUCAAUCCAAUGCUCGAGUCGUGUCG
This is a messenger RNA of Exophiala dermatitidis NIH/UT8656, 7806 nucleotides long. RefSeq lists its product as uncharacterized. The transcript has 2 exons. NCBI's taxonomy places the organism in Eukaryota, Fungi, Ascomycota, Eurotiomycetes, Chaetothyriales, Herpotrichiellaceae. The record is from RefSeq and is a predicted model, not a curated record. Bases 4308 to 7403 code for a protein of 1031 amino acids.